This is a messenger RNA of Hyaloscypha bicolor E, 5304 nucleotides long. RefSeq lists its product as uncharacterized. Gene Ontology annotation, biological process: nuclear pore organization. Bases 160 to 5121 code for a protein of 1653 amino acids. The transcript is spliced from 6 exons. Gene Ontology annotation, cellular component: nuclear pore inner ring; nuclear pore. Lineage: Eukaryota; Fungi; Ascomycota; Leotiomycetes; Helotiales; Hyaloscyphaceae. Gene Ontology annotation, molecular function: structural constituent of nuclear pore. The record is from RefSeq and is a predicted model, not a curated record.
UAAAUUCACGCCUUUGACCUACGCCCACAGUCUGGCAGCGCCGGUUGAGCUACCAACAUCACCAAGGACACAUGUGUGUCUUAUAGGGCCGCUGCUGUUCCAUGCUGGUAAAUUCGUGAACAUUCUCCAGCUGUACGAGCCGGCACAUCGGGUUCAACAAUGGCGGAGCUGAAUAGCUUGGAGAGCCUGCAAGCUCUGUACUCCGAUCUCGUCGCUCUGUCUGAGAAACAACUAUCGAGCAUUGAACGGUUGGCGGCGGAACUCGAUGCCCAUCGAAGGGACUUCAAGAACCUGUUGGACAAGAAGCCUCGCAACGAGCAGAGCCGGAAGAGCUUGGCAACAGGGAAGCUGGAUGUUUCUGGUGACGAAUACACUAUCAAUGCAGAAUUCCAACAAGGCGCUCUACAGCUCGCUGACGAAUUGGACCUUGACGAACUUGAUGCUGCUAGUGUCUUUCUGGAGGCUCAAGGGGACACCGAUGCCUCUGGGCAGCCUGCGCUUACGAAUUCGGUCGUUCGAUUUCAUCAGCGACGAAAAUGUGUCUUGGAUUGCCUUCGCAUGAUCGUUCAACUAUCGGCGGACAUUAAUCAGGAUGAUCAGCUCCGGGCCGAUCUACGAGCUAUCUUGGAUGAUAUUGUCCAGCCAGGGGUUCCGCCUUUGAGAUAUACACAGAGAUGUCUUUCGAGCAUGACCGAUAUCAAAUUAUGGCUUCAGCGGCUUGCAGAGAAGCUGAGUGGCGCAUCUGUUCUCGAGAGAUUACAGCAUGUGGAGGUUUUGCAAAUGAUGGAGUACCAGCGAGUCAGUCUCAUCAAACAACACGAGUCACUAGCAGUUAUUCUGGUGUAUCUGGUGAAGGAAAGCCAUUCCGUUGCGGCAGAUUUUGAUCAGGUGUUGGAAACUAUGAGGAGGGCAGACAAGUACGACAAUCUCUUGUUGCAUUACUUCCCACCACUGGCGGCCUUCAUAUCACGCUUUGGCGGUGUUGACGGAAAUAUCACUGAUGCAAGAGCAUUAAAUGCGAGAGUCUUUCAACAGGAUGAUGACAAACCUUGGACUUUACCCUACGUUCAUGCUGCAUUCCGGGCUUGGUGGCUUGCUGAAUACAGUGGAUGGUAUGGCGAGAAUUCCGAGAGUAAUGUACCAGACAAUCAGGUUCAGCCAGAGGCUGCCCAGCGGGCACAGCAGUUUGAGACAGCUCUAAAAGAUGGCGCGUUUGACUUCAUCUUAUCCCUUUCUGCAGACGUGAAGCCUGUCGAAUGGUACGAUCCUGCUCGCCUUGGCCUACGACAGUAUCUACAACGAAAAGCUCCAGUCUUGGCUUCCGACUCUGUCCCAUUCUCUGACUUCUUCCAAGAAGUGUUGAUGGAACUGUUAGAGACCUUUGUCGAGAGCUUCAUCACGAAUCUUCCUGAUGCGCUCAGAAAACUUCGACAAGACGAGGAUGAACAGCGACAACUUAGCCCAAAUCACGAGCAUGAUCCAGAUUUAGAGAAAUUUGUAGUGAUUAUAUCAUAUGCUUACGAUGGUCGACCGAAGGCUGCCCUAGAAGGGUUCUGGGAUGCUCCUGAUGGUGCAUUAAUCGGCUUCGUGCAAUGGACCUCCAAGCGGGCAUCGACUCCACUUAUCAGCGCAUUUUGCGAGAUGCUACAAGCAAUAUCUGCAGAUGAAGAGUGUGCUACAGCUGCUCAUCACUUUUUAUUGGAUGAAGGAGCACAGCCAACGGGCAAAAUCAGGAGGACAACUUCAUUGACAUGGAACCAAAUUUUCAAGGAACUGACAUUCUAUUCGUCACAACUCCGAGACGUCCCAGCUUUGCCACAGGGUCAAACAUACCGUCUUGGAAAGCCGCAAACCGAUCAUGUGGAAAGGGAACCUGACUCGGAAAUCCUAUUGGAAUGCUAUCUCCGUCUGAUCACACGACUCUGUUCCGGGAGCACAGAAGCCAGGACUUUCUUAGCCCAACACCAGUCCUUUCAUAUCACUGAUUUACUUUUCCAGCUCGCCAGCAGCGCCAUCGCAUCUCGUCUCCGAGCAUGUGCAUUCACAACUCUUCGGUCUCUUCUCACCCAAAAAUCCAAAGAUGCCGGGGAAUAUUUAUGGACAGCUCUUGACGUGUGGAUUUCUGGUGGCUACUCGCCAGGAUCUACAAUGCCCAAGACAUCGUCUUCUUCGUCAACUACCACCACUGCUGCUUCAAUGGGUGCAAUACUCAAGGGACUAGCAUCAGGCUUUGAAGAACCGAACGCCUUCGUCCAACUACUUCAUGCUCUUGUGUUGCCAUACCAUGAUGAUUCGGGCCUGUGCGAUGACUUGCCAUUUCCCGAAAAUUUGGGGAUUUCAACCCGGCAACCAGGCAUUGAUCCAUACAUCGACUUUGUCCUUGGCCAAAUUUUCGGACAGCGAGCCCCAGAGCAAAACGAGCCUGCUCAAUUGAGACUGUUGCAACUGAGUUGUUUGGACUUCAUCGCCACCUGUUUGGAUACUUUCAACGAAGACCUCGUGAUCUUCGCAAGUCAAUCAAAUGUAGUCGUUGAUGCGGCUAUUCGAGCAUCCAAUCUCCAGAACUAUGUCCUUCUUCACCCCUUCUCAAGAGUGAUGGAGUGGAUGUUCAAUGACAAAAUCAUGGCUGCCCUAUUUGCUACCGUUCAUCAAGAUCCGGCAGAAGUGCAUCGGGUUAAUCCAGAGUCACCCCUGAUGCUCUGCCUCCUCCGCGGUAUCCAUGUUAUUAGCUCAAUUCUGGACCUUCAACCUACAUAUCUGGACAUCAUCCGGCCUCUGAUUAAAUCCGUCCCAAACUACCGAAGGAUUCCCGUUUCAAACGCGUUAUUUGGAUGUUUUGAAGACGGUGUGCUGAACCAUCUCACGAUAUUCUCUGACUUGGGCCGAUAUUGUGGUACGGGCUACUCUAAACUCGUACUGUCAUCCCUGAAGCUUCUUGAGAAACUUUCAGCGUCCCCAAAGCUGUCAUCAUCCCCUAGCUCCGGCCUUGGUCGUGGGUCAGACCGAAACAAGGCACUCGCUGCCCUUGACGAUGAUGCUGAGACGAUAUCAAAAAUCCUCCUCUGUGAGAUAGAUUCUCCACUGGACAAUAAUCAAGGCCCAGAAUCAGACACAUAUAUCAUCAAAAUCCAGAUUUUGGACUUUCUCAAUGCUUGUCUACGAACCGCCCCUGGCCGACCCACCAUAGCGCACCUUCUUCUGGGUUUUCGUUGUGACAACGAUUCCCUGAGUGUUGACGCAGAUGGUCCCUUCAGCCGCAGUGUUUCUCUCUUUCACUCGAUCCUGGAUAUGGUACUUAAUACCCCCAUAUCUCAAGACGACGUAGGUAUCUCAUCGUGGCUAGUGUCUCUGAGCUACAAGGGAAUGCAAGUAUUGAGAGAACUUUGGUCAUCACCUAUUUCGUCUCCCAUUACAAUGGCUGAAAUGCAGGCCAAUGAUACAUUCUUUCUACUGUUCGCCAGAGAAACGAUCAUCAAACCAGAAAUAUUGUGGCAAGGCUUGAACGCUACCGAUCCCGCGUUUACUUCCUCUCCAUCGGCAUCUUGUCUCUCCGAAUUCCUGGGUCGGAGAUCACUGGUGCUUCAAUAUCUAUCGGCUGAGCUGCGCCAGGUCGCCCGUAGCCACUCCCCAUCACUGAAACAGCGAAUGUUUGAAACAUUACUAGGAUCGACUACCCUUGACGAUGGAGAGAAAGUCGAGCAUGCUACCAUUUUCGAUUUGUUUGACUUUAUGGAGAACGAGUUUACAGCCCCGCCAAACCCUCCUCAACUUACUUGGUUCAAGCAUAUCGAUGUGCACGCUUGUCUGGAUAGGUACGAGGACCUAUCAUCUUCCUACGACCUUACAAAAGCUGAGGAACUGCUACUCUUACACUGUGCGGAGCUCACUCAUGCAAGGCGACUGGAAAACGAACAAGAUAAAAAUAAUGUGAACGCUGAGGCUCAAGGACUACUUCAAUUCAUGGCUCAAGAUAAUCAGGUCAAGAUUUUGAAUGCAUCGCGAAUAAAGGUGCUCAGAUCAUGGGUCCAGCUAACGCUACUGAUGGUUGAAAGUGGAGAUUUUGACAGCACGGCGAGGAUUUCUUUCGUCUUGAGAAGUUUACAGACAAUCAUGCCAAGGACAGAGAGUGGUCUCGAAGCGGUCUCUGAAGCGCUUGAACUGGCAAGACUCGCGAAGGCUUUAAUCUUCAGCUUGGAUUUUGGUUCCGACUCGUUCAAGCAAGGUGAUAUUGGAGACUUGGUCAGCGAUAGGUUGUUCCAUCUGUUCCAAGUUUCUCUCAGGGCAAUCAUUACACUUGGUGCAAAAGUGGAAUUGAAAGCAUUGUAUUACGACAUCAGCUAUCGCUACUUAUCAGGAAUGUCGGAUGUCUCCGGCAUAUCAGGUAUACAUCGAAGACACGGCAUCCAGACAAUCAAGACUGCGGGAGAGCGAUUCAUUGAAGUUGUCUGUGAUGAUGCGCACGCUGGUGAGCCUGCGUGUCGAAUCGCGGCAUUACUUGUUCUCGGUGCAUUGGUGAAAAUGGGAAGACAAGAAAACUCGAAGUACAUGAUUGAAGCCCUCGCUCGGCUCAACUUCAUUGGCAUUCUUGUCGACACUAUUCAGCAUAUUUCGACCGAUUUGCGGGAGACUUCUGUUGAGGAUAUCGACAUGCAACUGUCCUAUUGUCACGCCAAGCUUUCACUCCUCCUACAAAUAUCGCAAACCCGCCUUGGAGCUGUAGCUAUUCUGAAUUCCGGAUUGCUUCAUUCAAUCAAGGUUUCUGGCUUGUUUGCCACUGAUGCAGAUCUUGGAGUUGACAUCGAGGGACCUGACGCCGUAAAUCAGCAUUAUCGAUUGUUGGCUGCCGUAAUGAGAGUCAUCUGUGCAGCUGUGUUGAGCCGAGGCUCCCAGAAUCAACAGACUCUCGAGCAAGGUCGAAAAUUUCUUUCCGAAAACAGACUUUCGAUACUUGCCGUUCUCAAAAAGUCUGCUGGCCUUGGCAAUACAUCUGGGAUGUCCCAGCAGAGCAUCGAUGAUCUUGCGGACUCAUUCACGUUGCUCAUGUCUGUGACAGAGUUUCUUGAAUUCGAGGAACAAAUGCAUCAAAAGAAACGGGCGAAGGUAUACACUGCGUUCACAUAAGUGGGUUGUGUUUAUGUCAGGAGAUGCUGUACAAUAGAUAGACCAAGGAAGGCGUGUCUGGGUAGAUCCGACGUUGUCUCGCGCUGGCUCUGCUAGAUGACAGGAAAGUCGAUGAAAAAUGACCUGGGAUGAGAUACCAUAAAAUAAACUACAUUUGAUUGAGCAAUUGCGUCUUUGCAAGUG